Molecule: messenger RNA, 5393 nt
Organism: Xyrichtys novacula (pearly razorfish)
Lineage: Eukaryota; Metazoa; Chordata; Actinopteri; Labriformes; Labridae
Source: the annotation of a GenBank genome assembly
GCAGAAUAGUUCCACUUUGUCUGGAAAAACUGCAGUCGGAAAUAUAAAGAGGACGAAGUCAUGAGACUAAGGAAAUUAAUUCCAUUUUAUUUGAAUUGUAUGUGUUAAGGUUGUAUGACGUUGUCUUCAGAGGUGUGUUUUUCUAGAGCUUGUAUGCCAAGAAGUAAUGCAGCCAACGUUGUAGUUUAUUUAAGGCGUUGGUUCCGCAGACGUAGCACAAGGAACUACCACUAACGAAACUGUGGUUUUAUCCUGCUGACAGAACUGGAUAAUAAAACAAUGGAUUUUUAACUGCUGUUCUCCAAGAUUUGAAGACAUCUCGAUUUACAAAGAAUCCUAAAAUCAAGUAAGUUCCCUCUGGUUUAUAAUCACGUCAAUCGUUGCAUCAGAGCGAACUUUGUCAUCCAGACUAAAUGAGUGUCUGGGAUGCGGACUUACUUUAAUUUGAUAAGAUAUGAACUUCUGCAAGAUUUGGAGAGAAAGCAGAAGACCAGAUCAGACUAGUUAAGGCUAAGAAGAGCGCAUGAGUCAGUUGGUCAGCUCGUAGGGGAGAGUGGGGUAAGUUGAGCCACCACCUGUUGCUUGGAAAUGGUAAAAGAAAUUGAUCAUGUGACCAAAUAUUUAGGAGAUGGCCAUCAAUUCAUGGAGUCUGUGAAGGUUAGAAGCACAUGGGUGAUGAAGGGGUUAGACAUUUAUUUCAGACAUUUAUUUUUGUAUAGUAGGGAUACAGAUCAACUUACCCCACUCCUAUGGUCAAUUUACCCCAUACACAGGGUAAGUUGACCAUAUGAGACCACUUUAAUUUGGUAUGCUAUAUUAUCUAGAAAGUUAUGUUUACACUCAUUCUGUUGGUUUGCAGGGAUGAACAACAUCUUGAAAUAUAUGCAGAUACACUAGUUAGAGACAAAACUAUGUUUGCCUUGAUGUAGUGAUCCGAAAUAUGAAAAAUGGCUCAUCUUACCCCACUCCCCCCUACAGGUUUCCUGCUGUCGGUCUCAAAGUCAGUUUACAGGUCUCUGCUGCUUUAUGAGAUUUUGGUCCCAUGACAAUUUCUUAUUCUGAUCUGUCUUCUGUCCUCAGUCCUCAAACACAAAUGCAGUUCUUUAUUGAACACACCUGGGACAGCACCCCUGUGGAUCAUGAUCCCAUCAGGAUCGUAUUUUCUCCUGGGCAAGGAGGGUUGAAAAUGGAGGUUUCUGGUCCAUUCUUCAAUGACCCUGCUGGACCUGCAGGUCCCCCUGGUGAACCCUUUCCUGGACUUUGGGAUUAUGAAGGUUAGUAGAAAGAGUGGGGCUUUUACAAUGCUGUAUGGAUAGUGAAGUACUGCUGCCACCAUCUUGAUGAUUGUACAAUAAAAAUGGAAGGGGAUAGUUAACAAAUAAAAUUGGAAAAAGAAAAAUUGCAGACCCUAGAGGGUUCAAUUUACAGCUCAUGAAUGAUGGCUGGUUUUCAGGUUACUUACACUGGUUUAAAGACCAUAGGACUAACUUGAUCUUCACUUGAUUUAUUUUUAAUAUUCUCAGUUGUGGAGACUUUCUUUCUUGAUAGUUCUACCAAAAACUACCUGGAAGUGGAGCUCUGUCCGUAAGUAUUCAGCAUUUCUGUCUCUGGAUAUAUGGUUGAAUUCCUUCUGCGGCAUAAUCUGUCAUAUUAUAUCUUUUUUUUCAUUUUAGACAUGGACAGCAUCUGAUAUUGUUGCUGUCAGGAGUCAGGCAGGCAUUCAUGGUAUGUUUGUAUGUGAGUGUGUGUAGUGUGUGUAUGUGUGUGUGUGUGUGUGGGGGGGUGCUUUGAAGUUAAUGUUUAAUUUUUUUCUUAAAAUUCUGUCUCCAGCAACAGCUGCCCAUGGUGUUUAAUGCCACAAUUACGAGCAACAGAUGGUCGGGUGAGGCUCUUCUACCCUGGACUUACUUCCCUCCCAAUGUCGACAAGAUGAACUCGUACGCCAUCCAUGGCUCAGGAGAGAAACGUGUUUAUGAGGCUCUCUACCCCAUCCCUAAGGGGGAGAUAGUGGAUGGGCAAAAACCUGACUUGUAAGUAAGCCUUUGAUUUAAUUAAUCAAAGUUAUGAGGAAUGUAUACACACAAAUAAUCUAUCCAAAAACAUUGUUUGAUUUUUACUGCUGUCUGAAUGGCUCUCAUUUAUCAACAGUGAGUAGAAACUGCCAGAGACUCUCUGACCAAUGACAUACAAUAAACAGAAGCACAAAAAAAUCCAUAUUUAUCAGAAAUGCUUUCAAUUACAGAAGGACCCAGCAAUUAAUAGGGCUAUUGAUUGAGCUGAUUAAAAGCAUUUUUAAAACAGGCAUCAUAUCAGCAUCAGCUAUUAUUAUUAAUAUGACUAUUAACUUAUCCAAUUAAAGGAGCAAUUUUCUCAUCACCUUUUAACAGCAUAUUAAAUCUCAGUUACCAUCUGAUUCUAAACCCUGUUAUGAUGUGUAGAGUAAUGCAAAUUAGUAUUGACAAAAAUAUCAGCACUUCCAGCACUGGGAGCAACCAGUCUAGCUAAGUGCAAAGAGUUCUCUCAAGAGCUGGGUCUUUUAUGUUUACGAUGUAUUACUACAAAUGGCCUCUAGAUUACUUUGACUGCUCAAAAAAAGUUUAGUAAACAUUAUACCUUUGACUAUUAUUGUGGUUUCAUUUGUUUUUACUUAGCUGCCAAAAGCACCCUAAGUGUUUUGGUUUAACAAGAGCACUUACCCAUACCCUCUGUAAGACCCUCUGUCUUCUCUGAUUGGCAGAGAAGUGGGAGGUGGUUAGGGCUUCAUGUCAGGUGUAGGUGUGUCUGGCCUGCAGAGGGACACCUUGUCUAAUGGUGAGGUUGUGUAGCACAUAGCAAACCCUGAUGAAAUGGCACACUUUACAGUAUUUAAACACAUCACACAGCUUGAAAUGCUCUUUAUACAAUACUUGAUAAAUUUCGUUAGGUGUAUGAAUCACUAUUUCAGACAACUCAGUAUUUCAGCUGCUCUUUAGCGGGCCUGCUGGGUGCUCAACUGGCUCUUGAGUAUACAUGGGCCUGGUUACUGCUCUUUUUAACUGGGUCCCCUGUAAACCAACAGCAUCAGUCACUGUCUGAGUGAAUGAUGCUGAUCACCACAGAUGAAACUUGACUUGAUAGUAAGGAGCACACAUAACUUUAGGGGCACAAUGAAAAUGUAUCAAAUAAUGUGUGUCUUAUUGGUCGACAUAAGUACUAUCGUUUGAGGUCAAUUGGAGGUCUUUUGGUCACAUGACAUGGAAGCUAUUGAAGAAGAUGUUCAAAAUUUGCCUUUAAAUUUAACACAAAUUUUUUUUUAGAGGACAAAUUAGGGAAACAGAGGUGUGUCUUAUUGUCUGACCUUAGUACUAUUAUUUGAAAUCAAUUUUAGGUCAACUGGUCACAUGACAUGGAAGCUAUCCAAGGAAAACAGCCUUUUCUGAGAACAUGAACCGGUAAUUUAUUGAUGGUCCCUUAUUCAACACUCGACGUUGACGGCGAUGUGCCAAGUCGAUUUAUCCUUGCUGUUGUUGCCAUUCCUGGUUAUGGAGAGUGAGAAAACACCGGUAGUUGCGCAGUGAAUGUCUGUUGAAUAUCCAACCUAAAACUAACUUCACCAUGGUAUUUUCAUGAAAAAACAUUUGUUGCCUCAGCUGAUUUUUUUUAUGGGCAAAUGUGCCUCUAAAUACAUUUUACAAUUUGCACACAUCUAUUUUAAGUCCCAAAUGCGAGUAAAAUGGUCACACUGUCGAGCUCUGCUAUCCAUCCAUCUAUCUGUCUGUCUGUCUGUCUGUCUGUCUGUCUGUCUGUCAAAAAAAAUAUAUAUACGUAUAUAUAUUUACCUUUACAUUUUAAUUCUAGCCAUCGUUUGGAGAACUUCCAAAACUUCCACCUGCAAAACAUCAUGGGAGACGGAUGGGUCCAGCCACAGUCAGACCUUUGGAAGCGCUAGCCCCUUUCUCUCAGGCUCUGUCUUUCUUCACCGUCUUUCAGAUGUGGACCCUGGCAAAUGUCUGGGAGAUUGUCCAGAAGAUCUGCUGUGGCAUUCUCAGCAUGAGCUCUCUUGUGCUAUACCUCACAAUGAUUUCUGUGGGGUUGUAUAAAAUGUUUCAGGUGAAGUCAGGGGGCAAAAAUUCAUACAACUGUCAAAGUUUGGUAAUUCCAGGAAGUCUUUAGGAACUUUUAGAGGUUUUUUUUUUUCUCUUUUUCUUGCUUAUAAAGGAGGUGUCUGUGCCUUACAGAUGUUGUUGUUACUUGAAAAUUACUUAAUCACUUUUGGUUCGUCUUAAAUGCCAUUGGAUACCUUUUCUAAGGUUUUAUUAUCUUUGAAAAAAAUGUUAAUACAUUUUACGAAAUGUCUCAAAAAAGGAUGUUUACUUGUUAAUCAAUAAAGAUGAAACAUGUUUUCUUUUUUCUGUAAAUUCAGUUUUCUGACUAGUCAUUUUCAUUUUAUGAACUUACAAGAAAACAAGUGCAAUUGACAAUGGUGCCCCAAACCAUUUUGGAAAAUAGAGCCCCUCCCAGCAGUUUACGUAAAAAUAUGAUUUUUCACACACAUAGCCAGCUUACCAAAAAGCCGUGCAUGCUCCUGUUCCAAACACACUAUGCAUCAUGGGGGUCAAGACCUCAACACAUUAAUACAAUAAUGUCUCAUUCCAGUUGUAGCGCCUCCUGGGGCCAGUAGAGAAUGUCAUGCUGAUACUUUAUGAGCUGGAUCUCCAAGACCACUCUACAUAUUGUCAUCAGUUUUUGCUCAGGAUAACUUAAGUCGUUCAUCGAGAUGUGUGCCGAAAACUGUGAGUUUUUGACAGAGAUCAUGGUCCGCAGGGUGCGACAGAGUUAAAUUAUUACACGAUGCCUCGCUGUUAAAUUUCAAACCGCUCUAGCUCAGCCCUAUAUCAACAUUUCUGCAGACUAUUCACUGUGCUUAUGAGAAGUCACAGCCUGAACACAUUCAAUUUACAACUUUGUCAAAAUACUUAGCACCGGUUGAAACUAGAGCCUUCCUCAUACAAUACCUGGAUUCAAAAAGUUUGCGAUAUUUAUCAAAUGGAGCAGAUCACAUUCACAGGCUUCACAGGGCCUCCUUUACUAAAAGAUGGGAAUCUGUAGUACCUUUAUUGAUGCAACGACAGAAUGUGUUUGUGAUUUAAAGUUCCUUCAAUCCAUAUCGAAAUGCUGUCAUUCUGUCUUUGACUUGAAUUUAUGCUUAUAAAUUUGUAUUUAGGAGUGGACAUAAUUUGUUUGCAUUGAUGACGACUAUUAUCUUCUUUGAUUUAAUCCUACAUUACCUCUGAAUUUCUGUAAAAGUACACAUACAGCUGGAAAAGGGAAAAACAAUGUACUGUAUUGAAAUGUUCACACUGUAUUGUUGUGGAUAAAAAUCGAAUAAAAACUAAGUUAAAAAAUACACAGCA